Molecule: messenger RNA, 2418 nt
Organism: Durusdinium trenchii
Lineage: Eukaryota; Dinophyceae; Suessiales; Symbiodiniaceae
Source: the annotation of a GenBank genome assembly
GUAACAAACCGGUGGUGUGGGCACACUCACUCCCUCGAUGGGGUCGCCCAUCCCCAUGGAGCCCUUGCGCUCGUUGAGUCCACCACGAUUGGUCGUGCCGCAGCUGCCACAUGCGCCGAUGGUGUCCGACAUCUUCCCCCAGCGACUGGACGUGUCUCCUCGUCGCAUUCCAGAGCUCCACCGCUCCAUGGAGGUCCUUCCUCCAGGCUCCCCCGUCUCGCGGCACCGCGCCCUGCACGUGCUGGGCUCGCCCCCAGUGGGUGGCGCCUUCAUGUCGCCUGUCCGCUUGGCACCGGGGCACUGCUCCGUAGGGCCGAUGCGUCCGCCUGAGGCCCACCGGCAGGUCGUGGAGAUCAGACCCAGACCUUUGCAACAAGUGUUGCGAGAAGUGCCCCAAGGGCCAAUCUUAGCAAACCCAUCUCAGUUGACCAAUCCACAGCAGCUUCCAACAUACCGAGAAGCUCAAAGUGUUCAGAGAAGCCAGAUGAGGCCUUUGGUGCCUUGCGACACUUCUGGACGUGCCUACCACGCACCUGUGGCAGCGUUGCCACCGCGUAUGGUGCCAGUGCUCCAGUUUCAGCCUGCACACCCAGCACCACUUGCACCAGCACCUCCAGCAGCAGUUGUGCCUCAACGAGCUUCACCACAAGCACCAGAUCCUCGUUGCCUGUUGACACCGGCAACCACCCACCGCCAACCUGCGGGCGGUCUGAGCGUUCUGAGCCCCGCGGGCGGUUCGGGAGAUCUACAGGUCCGGGUCCAGGAAAGCCCAAGGACGUUCAGUCCACCAAGAGCUCUCAGUCCACCAGCCCUGCCAGUGGCCCUGCCAGUGGCUUCCAGUUCGCCUAGCCCACAGGCGAGUCCCAGAGCGCCCUCGCGAGCUUGUGAGGAUUCCUUGGCGAAGCAGCUCCGUGCCUUGCAGGAGGCCAAGGUGGCGGCAGCCGAGACGGUGGCGCAGAGUGAACAGGCCCUCCUGGUGCGACGAGGGCAACUGAAGCGAGAAACCUUCAAAGCGCUGCAGUGUGGCAGUCUCGCAGAGGCCCUGCGGCGCUGGCCCUCGCCCGACGCCGCGCCCGCCAUGCCGCCGGAGACGGCGCUGGUGCCCACGCCGGCCCCCGAGCUGGCGAGCGGGCGUGUGGAGCUUCCGGAGGAGGACCAAUGCGCGGAGGAGGACUUCGAACUGCCCAACUCCUCAUCACCGGUGGAGCUGACUCCUCCCCUAGCUCCGCCUGAGGUGUCCACGGAGGUGAGGGAAGAAGCUCCCGUCGCCUCCUCGCGGUCUUCACGGAGCCGUGAGCGAUUGGUGCAGGAGGAGGCGACUCGAUGCUGCAAAGCCCUCGGCAAGAUCGCGUCCCGGAUCUCCAAUAAGCAUCUCAGAGACCUGCGAAAGCCGCAGAAAUCGCUGCCCCCGCAGGUGUUGAAGAUCCUUGGGGCGAUCGCGCUACUUCUGGGUGAAAAGGAGGGAAGGUCGUUUUUGAAGAGGAUACUUGCUGAUACACUUCCGCAGAGGCUCUCGACCUUGGAUCCCGCCAGCAUCACGGGCGCGCAGCGCGGGAAGCUCCGUGCACUGCUGAGCGCGCCGGAUUUGCAGCCGGAUGCCGUGGCCAAACUGUGUCCGUCCUGCACCGCACUGGCCCAGUGGUGCGAAUGUAUCAUGAUCUUCUUGACACGAACUCAAGCGCUUCAAUCUGAAAAGGAUGUGAAGUCAGUGUCAGAGAAAUUGGAGUACCCUUCGGAGAAUCAGAACGGCAGCCUAAGUAAAAGCAGCACCGAGUCCAGGUUGAUUGUUGAGCCUGACCUGUCGCGAUUGGAUCAAGAUGAACUGAAAACGGUGCACGAGCUCACCGUCACCAAGCCUCACAUCGGAUCGGUGGUCUUUCAUGGCAUCACGGAUUGCAGCAACCUAGACCCACACAAGGACAUCGUGCUGAAGCGGGGCUAUGUCCUCGUGUACCCAGAUGCCAAGAACAAGCCUCCUCCGGGUGAGGGCUUGAACAAGCCCGCCACCGUGACCAUGUAUGAGUGCUUCCCACCUGGCGUGGCGAUCGGCGAACACGAGGCCGAUCAUUACAAGGAGGGGCACACGAGUUCGAGGGCGCCCUGGGGAGGAUGAAGGUGAAGCGGAUUGCAAGAGAAACCACGGCUCAUUGUUGCGGAUGGCCAGAUCCUUGAUGAAACCACUCGGUGCUUUACAAGUCAAGUACCCACGUACAGACCCAGAGCUUCUUCACAUUUUGUUGAGAGUUCCGUGAGGGGAAGAUCCGGAAAAUGACCGAGGAGAAUGGUGCAUGCAAGUUUAUCGACUAUGACUGCCAGACUGGAAUCUGGAAAUUCGAUGUUGCACGUUUCUAGGCCUUGGUACCUGCCCAUGGCCGCCCGCCAACGACAACCUAGACCGGCACCACCCGGGUUUGGAGA